UGUUUGUACUUGCAGUAGUUUCAGACAAGGAGGAACAGAGUUCAGAAUCUCACCCCCACCCUGCCAGCCAUACAAUCCAUGGAUGGUAAAGACCCGAAUUCGAGUGUUCGUAUACUUUGCCGGAGGCUCCAGAUAAUCAAGAAUGAAACCGGCCUUCAAUGGCUUAUUGGAUCCCCGUUCUUCCCUUCUCUUACUAUUGCCUCUACCUUCCGUUGCAUCCAUACCGUCAACUCCAAUCCUUUAUCUCUAGACUUUUCUAAGGAAUCAGAUGAUUUAAGGACGUUGAUACCAAAGGGCUUUGAAGUAAUUGGAGCCAUGGUAGUGGGAAAGGACUGUGAUUUUAAUCAAUUUGCGGGGGAUGCCAUUGACGCGACUAGUAAAUUGAGGAAGAUAUUAUACAAUUCCGACAAUCGAGAUUUGAUUGGAGCUGUGGUGGAUUUGAAUCGCGGUGGUGAUGCCCAGUUUAUCGUGAUGAGGGCGGCUGGGAAGUUGGAGAACAUUAGUAUGGCUGUGUACGAAGAGGAGCCGGAGAAGUAUGUUUGGGAAAGAGGCUGUUUGCUCCGGUGUGAGCUCCCAAUUAAGCUGCCAUUGUAUUAUCCUCUACAUAAUCCCAAAGCUGUAGAUGAUAUAUAUACGAGUGCAACUGAUGCUGUUGCUUCUGCACUUAGAGAUCCACAACUGACAUUCAUUAUUGAAGCAUUAAACAGAACUGAAGCUGGUGCACCACCUGUCAUCCUACAUGACUUGGAAUUGAACCUCCAUGGACAACUAGCUGAUUCUACUAACAGUGAACUUAGUAAAAGUUUUGAUACAAAAUCAUUGUUAUGUUCAACCUUCUUUGGAACUAGUGCAGAUAUCAAAGCGUUUAGUUCUAUAGAAGAGAGUGUAGAUAAAAUUCAAGUAAGCAUUUUACAUAAUAGAUCAAGGAAUUCUCUCAAACCUGUUUCACCUGUUGCUGAAUAUUGUCCAGCUUCAGAAGAAGCUAAGGUUUUGGUUUUAGAUCUUAAACUUGAAGUGCUCUGUUAUGCUGCAAAGGAUUUUACGUUAAGAUGUGCUGUGUCAAAAUUAGUCAUUCCUGCUUUAGUUGACCAACUACAUUCAGUAAAGAACAAAAUCUCCCAUGAUCUCUUGGUGGGGUAUCCAGAACUACAUCCUUAUCACUUUGCCCCUUUAGGACUCUUGCAUCCUAUCACAGUUCUAUAUGAACUCAAUUAUGGAGAAACAGAAAUGAAUCAAGUUGAAGUAAGAAGAUCCCUUCAUUUGAGGCUUGGUUUGCCUUUUGAUCGUCCUCUUCUAAGAAUUGCAAAUGCUAUAAAUCUAGUAGCAACAAAGGAUGCAAAGAGAAACACUACACGCAGGGGUCCCUCUUUGCUCAAGGAUGUACAUAUAGGAAUUCCAAGUAGUGGAGUUUCUGGAGGCAGUACCUCAUUAAUCCAAGGUUCUUACGAGUAUUUCCACUACCUCCAAGAUGGAUUUGAUGAUUCGGGAUGGGGUUGUGCUUAUCGUUCUUUACAGACCAUCAUUUCAUGGUUCAGACUGCAAAAUUAUACUACAGUUGAUGUUCCUUCUCACAGGGAAAUACAACAGGUACUUGUGGAGAUUGGAGAUAAGGAUCCUUCAUUCAUAGGGUCACGCGAUUGGAUAGGAGCCAUUGAGCUUAGCUUUGUUUUGGACAAACUUCUUGGUGUUAGCUGUAAAGUCAUAAAUGUAAGAUCAGGGUCAGAGCUUCCUGAAAAGUGUCGAGAGCUAGCAUUGCACUUCGAGAAUCAAGGGACACCUAUCAUGAUUGGUGGUGGUGUUCUUGCAUAUACACUCUUGGGUGUAGAUUAUAAUGAUGUUAGUGGUGAUUGUGCAUUUCUUAUACUGGAUCCUCACUACACGGGCAGCGAUGAUCUCAAGAAAAUAGCUAAUGGUGGAUGGUGUGGGUGGAAGAAAGCUGUGGAUAGCAAGGGAAAGCAUUUCUUCUUGCAUGAUAAGUUCUAUAAUCUCUUGCUUCCGCAGAGGCCUAACAUGGUAUAGAUAUUUGGUGAGAACUUCAUCAUAGUAUACUAGCUGUUGUGUUCAAUAGGAAUGGACUUCUUUCUUUCUUUC
Ipomoea triloba (trilobed morning glory) is the source of this 2091-nucleotide messenger RNA. Its product is annotated as probable Ufm1-specific protease. NCBI's taxonomy places the organism in Eukaryota, Viridiplantae, Streptophyta, Magnoliopsida, Solanales, Convolvulaceae. Bases 79 to 2019 code for a protein of 646 amino acids. The transcript is spliced from 13 exons. The record is from RefSeq and is a predicted model, not a curated record.